GUGAAGCUCAUCGACUUUGAUGCAGCGCAGAAACUGCAGCAUCCACAGCAGAUCAUGGACCGAAUGCCCGGCAACCUAGCUGCGGUGUCGCCCGAAAGGGCAGAAGAACGGCAAUAUCUCGGAGAAGACUCCUUCCAGGUUGGCUGGACCUUCUAUUGCCUCAUCCGCCAGAUCCCCCAUGACCCCGCAGGCGGGGAGUUGCGGGCAAGGGUCAAGCCACUGCUUGACAAGGCAACAAGUCGGCCCAACAUGCAUGCCACCCUGCAGCGCUGCAGCCUUCAAGUGGCUCCCGAGCCAGGGCAGCUGCAGAUUCAGCAGAACCCGACUCUCCUCACCAGCAGCCCGGCCAGCGACCCGCUGACCAAGCUGUGGUUGCCCGUUCAAGCCUGCUCCCUGGCCCUUGAGCCACCUAUGCAAAGCUGCUGUGGGCCGUCGCGCGCUGCUCGCUUGCAGACCUGGCUCUCGGCAAGGAUCACCGAGGUGCUGUACAAGGGUCUGGCCUCGACUACCACCGCGACAAGCGCCGCAGUCGUGGAAUAUAUCGAGGAGGAAGCCUGGGUGGACCAGUGCAUAGACUUUCUGGUCCCGCAUACAUCUCAUGCACAUCCUCGAGUUCGGUAUUCUGCAUUCACAGCCGUCGGCCAGACGGCCUAUGACCAUGACCCGUACGUAGCUGAGACCCACGCAGAGACUGUGCUGCCGCUGAUCCUGGCUGGAUUAGAUGACAGCAACAUUCGUGUGGCAACAAGCAGCGCGAGCGCCCUUGCCAGCAUGGAGGACAUGGAUGAAGAAGACCUCGAGCCCCACAUGCAAGAGUUGAAACUUGGCGGAAGUUACCGAAUUUGGCAUGCCAUUGCGGUGGUGGGAGAAGCUGCGUCUGAUCUUUUCCUGCCCUACUACAAGGAAAUUAUGCCUGCGCUGAAGGAGCUGAUUGCAAACUCCUCCAAGGAUCAUCAAAAGAGUCUCCGCGGCAAAGCCUUCGAGUGUGCCAGCCUUCUCGGAGAAGGAGUCGGCAAGGACGCCUUCGUGGACGAUGCGCAUGGCAUCAUGCAGAUCAUGGUGCACUACAUCCGAGCUGGCUUCGAAGCAGAUGACCAGACCAGGGAGUACGUGCAUGAGGCCGCUGGGCGGGUGGCCGGCGUGUUGGGCAAGGAUUUCAAGCCCUACAUGCCUGCGCUGCUCCCGAGCCUCCUGAAGGUCUUGCAGCAGCAGCCGAAAGAGGUGCCAGCCUGGCCAGUUCCCGAAGACGACGACGAGUUUACCCAGGUCUUGAGUGACGGCAAGCUUCUGGGCUUGAAGACAGCGGUGCUGGACGAAAUGGGGGAGACACUGCAGCUGAUCACCGCGCUCAUGGAGGCCUUGGAGGAGGAAUUUGUGGAAUUCCUCCCAGAUACCUGUCGCCAGUUGAUGCCGCUUCUGGACUUUCCAGUGUCCGAGGAUGUGCAGGACAAGGCGAAUGCGACUUGGGAACAUGUUGUCCAUUGUGCGCGCAGUGCCGCUGAAAACGGCAAGUGCGAGCCUGCAAUAGUUGGCCAGCUUGUGGGCGAGUUCCUGAAAUGCACGGUUGCGAUGAUGCUGAAGCUUCCGGACGAUCCGAAGGAGCAUGGUCCGGCGAAUUUAUCCCAGCUGCAGGCACAAGCCUCUGCAAUGGCUGGGGUCAUCAAAAAGGCAGGUGUCUUUGCGGACUGCGUCCUGAAAACAUUGUUAGAACGAGUCCAGAUCGAGAACGAGCCUGCUGAAGCGGCGCCCAAGAAAAAGAACCAGGGAAAGGUGGAUGACAGCGACGAGGAGGAGAGUGACUCCGAUGAAGGCAACGUGAGCCGUCAGUCUGUCCGCUUCAGCCUGGUCGACGUCGCCGGAGCGCUGAUGCGGGCUAGCCGUGAAGAAUUCGCAGAGGUGGGCCUCUCAAUCUUCAUGGGGCUAGUCCGUGAUCUGCUCCAGAAGGGCAGUGAUAGCGAGAGAGGUCUUGCCCUGUACAUUGCCGAUGAGGUGGUUGCGUGCUUGGGAGAGUUGAGUGUGCCCUACUGGAACACCUUCAUGGAGCAUGCAUGCCGGGCCUUCGGAUAUGCUGACUUGGGAUCGGGAUGA
Molecule: messenger RNA, 2088 nt
Organism: Symbiodinium necroappetens
Lineage: Eukaryota; Dinophyceae; Suessiales; Symbiodiniaceae
Source: the annotation of a GenBank genome assembly